UAUGGGGUGGGGUGAUAUGAGAGAAACCAGUGAUAUAUUAGUAACUGGCUCUCCAACAAAACAAAGUACCCUGUUUUUAGUGUUUGCUGAUUUCCACAGUGUAAAUACUCUCACCAUAGCCAAUUUCAAGCUCUCAAUGGUACCAGGAACUGACAUGCGAAAUUCCUAAAUAUUGGUUCUUCUGAGCUGGUAGGAGCCAGUUCCAGCACACUACUGCAAGAAACUCAAGCCUCCUCUAAGGUUGGAAUUCUGGUAAGACCUUCCUCACAUAAGAUUGGGACUUCAGUGAAUGAAUAAACCAGAUAGAAGCACCACCAUAUCCCAACAGACUGAAAAGAAAAAUGCCCAUCUUAAUUUCCCUUUUCUCAGGAGAAAAUAAAAUAGCCCCUGCAAAUUCACAAUAUAAGCCAUACGUAUGUCAUUUGAAGCCCAAAUUCACACUACUUAGGUGGUGUGAAAAAUUUCAGUCCAGCAUUUAACUUAAAUUGGGCCCAGUCUGGUUAACACCAUAAGCACCUGGCAAAUCAAACACAAACUCUCUUGGAAAAACCCACCUUCACCCCAGGCCUCAAGAAUUCCCACAGAGAAAGCUCCAAAGAAAUAGUAGCUCCUAGUUGAAGAUCACAAAACACUCAAGGGAACAACAGAUGGUGGAAACAAGUCUACGCUGACUUCAGAUAUUGGAAUUAUCAAAUAGUAUAAAAUAACUAUGUUUAAAAUGCUGAAAGAGUAGAAGAGAAGCUUAAAAAUUUGAACAGGGAACAAGAUACUCUGAAGAAGGACCAAGUAUAUUUGAACAAGAAAUAGAAUGUCCCUCUAGAAAUUUAAGAUAUUGUAACUAAAUCUACAAAUUCAAUGGUUGUGUUUAAUAGAAGAUUAGAUACAAUUGAAUAUAUCAGACACAAUAAAAUUAGAAGUGGAAGAUAGACCUGAAGAAAUUCUCUAAAAGGCAGCACAGAAAAAUAAAAAGAUGGAAUAUAUGAAAGAAUAGUUAAAAGACAUGGAGGAUAGAGUGAGAUGGUCCAAAAUACAUAUAAUCAGGUUUCAGAAGGAGAGGAGAGAGAUUAUGGGACAGAAGUAAUAUUUGAAUAGUUAGUGGCUGAGACUCAUCCAGAAAUCCAUCAAUUCAUGCAAUCAAGAAUCUUGGUAAAUCCUCAAAAGAAUAAAUAAAAAGAAAUCCACAAGUAGACAUAUCAUAGUGAAGCAGAUUACCAAAGACAGAGAAAGUCUUAAGGUCAGAUUAUUUUCAAAGUAGUGACAAUUAGACUAAAACAGCUGAUUUCUUAAUAGCUAGAAGAUAGCAGAAUUAUAUUUUCAAUGUGCUGAGAGAAAAUGACUGUCAACCAAGAAUUCUAAAACUAGUGAAAAGAUAUUUUAAGAAUAAGAAAAAAUAAUGACAUGAUGUGACAUUAUUUGCCACCAGCAGGCAGAAAGAAAGUGAUUCCAGAUGGAGGGAAUUAAAGACAAGAAGGAUUGCAGAGCAAAGAAAGUGGUAUCUAUAUGAGUAAAAACAAAUAUUGUAUAAACAGUACUAACAAUGUCUUGUAAGCUUAAAAAAAGAUAAAAUUCAAAUACAUAAAAGUAAUAUAUAAGCUAAAAGAGGGGUGACUAGAAUUAGUUCUAAUGUCCUUGCUUUAUUUAAGAAAAAAUAGAAGAUACUGGUUAACUUCAGACAGGCAAAAUAAGCAUAUUAAAGUUUCCAGUAUAACCUCUAAGAGUAGCAAAAAAAAAAAAAAAAAGGUAUAAUUUGCAAACUAGUAAAGGAGAAAAAUGGAAUAAGAUAAACUAAUCAAGAAAACAAAGAAUAGAAAAAUUGAGAAAAGGCAGGAAAAAUACAAAUUAAUAAGGUAAAGUACAUAUACGUACACACAUAAACAUAUAUAUAAAUGUAUGUGUGUGUAUGUAUCAGUAUUUCAAUAAAUGUACAUGGACUAAAUGCUUCAGUUAGAAGAAAAAGAUUGCCAAACUAGACAAAGCAAAUGAAUCCACCUAUAAGCUGUUCAUAGAGGCGUAUCUAAAACAUAAUACAGAAAGAUUGAAAGUAAAAGGAUGAAAAAAAUCUGCCAAAUACUAAGCAAAGGAAGAUUGAUAUAUCUAUAUUAAUUUUAGUCAAAAUAGACUUUGACAAAAAAAAGCAUUAUGAGAGACAAAAGGGUCACUUCAUAAUGAUUAAAAAGUCCAAUUCAUCAGUAAGAUGGAAUAAUCUUACAUUUAUAUGCACUUAAUAACAUAACUUCAAAAUAAAGCAAAAAGAAAAAUCAAGGAAACCAAAAUAAAAACAAAUUCACAAUGCAGUGGGAGAUGUUAACACACCUCUCUCAGUAACUGAUACAUCAAGCAAACAAUCAGUAAGAAUUAGGAAAGUGGGGUCCAUAGAGGGGAAGUGACAGAUGUUCCUUCAUCCUUGCACAAACAUUGAGUGCCUGGAUGUCCCAGAUACCACAAUUACAUGCUUUGCCAGAAAGAAAAAAUGCUUUUAGUACUUUUAUGAGUGAGAAUUUUAGUACCAUUUUAUAAAUUGGGAGGCUGAGAGACAUGGAGAAGUUAAAUAAUUUGGGUAAGAUGCUCUUCCUCAGAAAUCUUUAAUGUCAAAUCCUACUGCCUUACACAGCCUUUGACCUUCCUACUUGUGGACAACCUUAAUCCCCUUAUAUCUCCUCCUGGACUUUAACUUCCUGGAGACCUCUGGUCCAGUCUUUUUAGCCCCUCUCAUCACUCUUCCUUCUUUCCCAGCCUGACCUCUGGAGGGUCAUUUGAAUCCCUCCCUCCUCAGUAUCCCUGAUUCCCUUGCAUCCCUAUCCUCUUGGGCUCAGCCCAUCCUUGUAUCAUGCCUGUAGCCCACCUUCUCUGCUCCUGAGACUGGCUAGCUUGCUGAGCCCUGCUGGAGAAAGAUGCCCAUCUCUACAAAUUCUCCCAGUUCCUGGAUCCCAGUCUCCCCACUAAUUCUGGGAUCUUGCUCCAUCAGCUUUACUCACCCCCAUAUCUAUAAGACCUCAUUCUCUUGGCUCUUUCUCCUUAGCCUAACAACUUGCUCAAGUCUCUUCCAUUCUAAAAAGGAUCCUCUCCUCCCCUUUCCGGCCACCAUGUAACCACUUUGCUCCUCUCCACAUCCAAGUCUCUCCAAAGAGUAAUUAACAAUGUGUCCACUUCCUCAUUCUUUGUAAGCUGGCUUCAGCCCCCAUCACCCCACUGAAACUUCUCUUUCUAAAACUACCAAGAAUCUACUAAUUACCAAGUCCAAGAGAUAUUUUUCAUUCUUGUUAGAACCUGGGCUCCCCAGGCCUCAAUAGCCUUAGGAUACAAAUGGACCUACAUGAAUAAAAAUGAAACAAUAAGCACCAAAUUUCACCCAUUCUUUGCAUCUACCUGCUGAGGUAGGUGAGGAGACCGUCUGGUCCACCCACGUAUUUCUGAGAGUCCACGGGCCAUUGCUCCUAUUGACUCACAAAUAGCCUGAUUCAGUAGGGCAUGUCCGUGGCUCUACCUUUUCCUGCUUUGGUUGAGGCAAAGAGCCCUGUGGAGGGGGAAAUGCUUCUCUUUGCUUUAUGAGUUCCCAAAGCAGAUUUGUUUGCUCCUUGAAAUCCUACAUUUUUUUCUUUGCACUAUUUCCCUUGGUAGGACUCAGACGAGUCCAGUGGGCCAAAUUAGGUGUUGAAUCUGAAUGCAGACUCAGAAGUGAGUUCAAAUUCUUCAUCCUCCCACUCCCCCUGCUUGCCCUAAGCACUAAGGUGUUUCCUGUGGGUCAAGUUCAUACACUUGAGUUCUUCCUGCAGUGAAGCAGGCCCUGCUGCUUGGCUACUCAAUGGCUAUUCCCCCUUCCUUUUGCCUAACAGCCCCUGACCUUAUUCAGGUACCUACUUUCCUCUGAGAACUACUUUAGGAAAGUAGUUCCAGGCCUAGCCCCAAGGGGAGAGUCACCAUUAGUCUAUCGUCAUCAAAGUAGUCUCAGGCCCCCCAGCUAGUGAUUGUUUUAAGCAUGGACUUCUUCUAAAUGUCCCAUUUCCAUGAGGCUGAAAAACUGAGGCUCAAGGUCACUAAGUUCAAACCGUGUCUUCAGGGUAAAAGCUGAUUUCAUUGCUUAGAAUCCACUGCCCUCUCAAUUCUAGCUUUUGUUUCUUUCUGGCCUGAGUAUUCCUUACUUCAUUGCCAGCCAGGAUGGGUUUUCACACAAAAUUGCACUCUUUCCUGGCUUCUUCCUCUUCCCCUAUUAUCCUGCUUCCCCUUCUCCCUAACUGGUUUCUCCUGGGAACAUUUCUUUACUAAAUCAUCUUUACUGAAUCUUCAUCUCAGAAUUUGCUUCUGGGAGAACCUGACCUAUAGCAUGGAUUACUUUAAGAAUCUGAUGAAAGUUAUGGGCCUUGUCUCCAGAAAAAUACACAUACACGCAUUCAAAAUGUUAUGCCUUUUUGCUCCCCCAAAGCCAUCCAUGGACCCAAGAUUAAGAACUCUGGAUAAAAUGAUCUUUGGGGCCCCUCCAUAGCUAACUUUGCUGUGUCUCUGGGUGGGUUUGAGGAGCUUAGCUUUGAGUUUCUGAAUUGAGGCUUUCAGGAGUGUGGGAUCCAACAUCCCUUUAGUGGAUUUCUUUUCUGUCAGAUUCUUAGUUGAGAGUUUCUGUUGCUCUCACUAAAAAAAAAUUUUUUUUUGCCACACCACACAGCUUGCGGGAUUUUUAGUUCCCCGACCAGGGAUUGAACCUGGGCCCUUGGUAGUAGGAGUGCCUCCGCACCACUGGAGCGCCAGGGGAAUUCCCUCAACUAAGAACCUUGAUAGAGACACUGCCACAUGCUGCAUCUUCCAGCACCUCCUGACUCUUCAUUGUCCCCACCACACCAUGCGGGUUUUACUAAUGCUAUCUUCUCUGCCCAGAGUGCCCUUCCUCUUCCUUUUUGUCCAAUUGCCAUUCAUUUUUAUACUCAGCUCUGACACCACCUCCUCCAGGAAGACUUCCCCGAGAGUCACCCUUGGUAGGAUGCCCCAGAGGGAUCCCAAGACAGGUGGCCCACACAACCCAUGCAGUGAUCUCGUUUUAUGGGGAUCUGUUUAUGGGUUCAUCUCCCUAUCUAGGGGGUAAGUUCCUCAAAGUUAAGGACUGUGCUUCAUUCUUUUCUGUACCCCCAGCACCUAUUUCAGGGCUUGGUACAUAGUAGAAACUAAAAAUAUUUGUAGGAUGAAUGAAUGAAUACCGGUAAUUUGUGGUGGAGACAGGGCUUAAAACAGUUUUUCUGUUUUAGGCUUCGAAGACUCUGCAUUUUCCACCUAGAUACCAGGGGCUGGGGGCAGGCUUGUUUGGGAUGAAAGUUUUUUCCAGCUCGGUAGUCCCCUGUUCCCUAUGGCCUUGCUGAGGCUGUUGAUGAUUCUGUAGAGGCCACAGCCCAGCCCAAGCAUCCUAGAGCCUCCCUGUGCCCACACUUAAUGUGCCUUCAGCUGGAAAACAAACCUGGGCAGGAGAGCACUCCCUGAGGUGGUGGUCAUGGUCUCUGCUCUUCCUGGACCCCCCUCUGGUGGCCCCAGACUGGUAACUAAGCUGUCCGCUCCUCCUUCCUGACUUUUGUGCUGGGCCCCCGCACCACGCUCCUGUACCUCCCUCCCUCUCCUUCCCUCCCUCUGGCCAGGAGCCUGGGACCCCAGCUGUGAGUCAACCCCAGAACAGGGUGUCCAGCCUCUUCUUCCCAUGGCCGAAGUCGCCCAUGGGGGCUCUAGCUCUCUAACCCCCCGUCUAGUCGCUGCCCCUUUGAGAACCUGCGGCCCGGGGAGGCUGAGGGCUCCAGUCUCUGCUGGGGAAACUGGACUCUGGCUGAAGCCCCCAGGCAGGGGCUGCACUGCCCCAGAGAGAAGCUGUUCUCCUGCCUGUGUCCAAGGCCGGCUCUGGGGGUGAAGGCAUCCCCGGAGAAGCGCGCUGUUCUCCACUCCGCCACCCCGCCCCAGGCGCCCGGCUCUCCAGCUGUUUUCCUCCUCUGGGCUGUGGAACCUUCUGCAGAUCCCCUCUCCUCAGGAUGAGGAAAGCAGAUGGCACUCUCCCCGCCAAGGCCCCCGAGUGUCCUCCCGCCUCUCCCAGCAGGCAUCUGGCUCUCUGCUCGCUUCUUUCUCCUGUGGCCGCCGCCCUUCUCUGCAGUGACAGGUGACGGGAGCAGGGUGCCCCCCACCCCUAGCCUCAGUCUCCGGGCUCGGGGCCUGUGUCUGGGGAGGGGAGGCUGGGUCCCCCUGGGGAGGACCCGGCCGCCCAGCAGAGGGGACACCGGGCAGGUUGGCCGGGCCCCCGGCCUGUGGCUCAGAGGCGUCUGUCUGUGGGCAGGGCCGGCUUGGAAAGUCACGGCGCACCUGCAGGACCCCUCACCUGCCUUUUCAGAGUGCUCUCCCUGCACCCCGACGGUGGCUCUCAGGCGUCCCUGGGGUCACAUUUUCAGGAAAAUGGGCGUGUGGCGCCCUCGCCCAUCAAGGCAGCAGCCGGCGCCUGGCAAGAGUCCCCUUAGGAGGAGCUUUCCCCUCAGAGCAGCGGUUCUCAGCUGCGAGUGAGAAUCACCAGAGAGCUUUAUAAAACCCCCGAUGUCCCAGCCGCACCCACACCGGUUGAAUCAGCACCGCCGAGGAGGGGCGCCGCAGCGUGGGCCUUAAAGCUCCCGGAUGGUCCAGACGGGCGGCAUUUGAGCCUCACAAGGACGCUGAAAGACAGGCUCUUCUGGGCUGCCAGCAAGCAUCAUGGUCAGAGCUGAAGCCGUACCACAACCAGAGCCACCUGGGGCCUCUCAGGGGAGUCAUGAAAAGAGGCCUCGGGUCAUGGGAAGCAAGCAGCAGAGUCUGGUAGAUGCUUCGGGGCGAGCCUGAUGAACCACCAGGGCAAACACAUCCCACUGAGUGUGACUAGUCCAGGAGGGGAGUGUGAACACUCUUGCGAUGACUCCCUGGUCACUGAUCUGAGAAACUUCUCAGGGGAUCACGUUCCAGGGACAAUCCGACUCUGUGAAGGAGCCCUCACUCAACUCCUGCCACGUUCCCCAUGGGACCUGGAGGAAAGAUGGUGGUGAUCAAGGCCUGCGUGUUCUUCUUCCUGGUCCUAGAGGUCACCUCUCUGUUGGGGAGGCAGAUGAUGCUCACUCAGUCGGUGAGAAGAGUCCAGCCUGGGAAGAGGACCUCAGGCAUCUUUGCCAAGCCUGCUGACCCCCUGGACAGUCCUGGGGAGUGGACAACGUGGUUCAACAUCGACCACCCAGGUGGGUGGGGCGACUACGAGCGGCUGGAUGCCAUUCACUUCUACUACGGGGACCGGGUGUGUCCUCGGCCCCUGCGGCUAGAGGCUUGGACCACCGACUGGAUACCCGCAGGCAGCACUGGCCAAGUGGUCCAUGGCAACCCCCUUGAGGGCUUCUGGUGCCUCAACAGGGAGCAGCGGCCUGGCCAGAACUGCUCCAAUUAUACCGUGCGCUUCCUCUGCCCGCCAGGAUCCCUGCGCCAAGACACAGAGCACAGCCUCUGGAGCCCGUGGUCUCCCUGGAGCAAGUGUUCUGCUGCUUGUGGUCACCCUGGGGUCCAGACCCGAACACGCACCUGCUUGGCGGAGACGGUGUCACUGUGCAAUGAUGCCACCGAGCAGGGUCGGCUCUGCAUGGAGCAGGCCUGUUCAGCCUGUGACCUGACCUGCCCCAUGGGCCAGGUGAAUGCUGACUGUGACGCCUGCAUGUGCCAGGACUUCGUGCUGUAUGGGGCUGUCUCCCUCCCUGGGGGUGCCCCAGCCUCAGGGGCUACUGUCUACAUCCUGACCAAAACACCUAAGCUAUUGACCCAGACGGACAGCAGCGGGAGGUUCCGAGUCCCUGGCUUGUGCCCUGAUGGCAAAAGCAUCCUGAAGAUCACAAAGACCAAGUUUGCCCCUAUCAGUCUCACAAUGCCUAAGACUAGACUGAAGGCAGCCACCAUCAAGGCGGAGUUCAUGAGGGCAGAGACUCCAUACAUUGUGAUGAACCCCAAGACAAAAGCACGGAGAGCUGGGCAGAGUGUGUCCCUGUGCUGUAAGGCCACGGGGAAGCCCAAACCAGACAAGUAUUUCUGGUACCAUAACAGCACACUGUUGGACCCCUCCCUCUACAAACACGAGAGCAAGCUGGUGCUGAGGAACCUGCAGCGGGACCAGGCCGGGGAGUACUUCUGCAAGGCCCAGAGUGACGCUGGGGCUGCAAAGUCCCAUGUCGCCCGGCUGACUGUCAUAGCCCCCGAUGAGACUCCUUGCAACCCAACCCCCGAGAGCUACCUUAUCCAGCUGCCCCAUGAUUGUUUCCAGAAUGCCACCAACUCCUUCUACUAUGAUGUGGGUCAUUGUCCUGUCAAGACCUGUGCAGGGCAGCAGGAUAAUGGGAUCAGGUGCCAGGAUGCUGUGGAUAACUGCUGUGGGAUCUCCAAAACAGAGGAGAGGGAGAUCCAGUGCAGUGGUUACACGCUGCCCACGAAGGUGGCCACGGAGUGCAGCUGCCAACGGUGUACGGAGACCCAGAGUAUCGUGCGGGGACGCGUCAGCGCCUCUGACAAUGGGGAACCCAUGCGCUUUGGCCACGUGUACAUGGGGAACAGGCGUGUGAGCAUGACUGGCUACAAGGGCACGUUCACCCUCCACGUCCCUCAGGACACUGAGAGGCUGGUGCUCACAUUUGUGGACAGGCUGCAGAAGUUUGUCAACACCACCAAAGUGCUGCCCUUCAAUAAGAAGGGGAGUGCGGUGUUCCAUGAGAUCAAGAUGCUUCGGUGGAAAGAGCCCAUCACCUUGGAGGCCAUGGAGACCAACAUUAUCCCCUUGGGGGAUAUGGCUGGUGAAGAUCCUGUGGCUGAGCUGGAGAUCCCAUCCAAGAGUUUCUACCGGCAGAACGGGGAGCCCUACACAGGAAAAGUAAAGGCCAGUGUGACCUUCCUGGACCCCCGGAAUAUUUCCACAGCUACUGCUGCCCAGAGUGACCUGAACUUCAUCAAUGAUGAAGGAGACAUCUUCCCCCUUCGGACAUACGGCAUGUUCUCUGUGGACUUCACAGAUGAGGCCACCUCAGAGUCACUUAAUGUUGGCAAGGUGAAGGUCCACCUCGACUCAACCCAGGUCAAGAUGCCAGAGCACUUGCCCAUGAUGAAACUCUGGUCACUCAACCCAGGCACAGGGCUGUGGGAGGAGGAAGGUGACUUCAAAUUUGAAAGCCAAAGGCGGAACAGAAGGGAGGACAGGACCUUCCUGGUGGGCAACAUGGAGAUCCGUGAGAGGAGGCUAUUUAACCUGGAUGUCCCUGAAAGCAGGAGGUGCUUCAUCAAGGUGAGGGCCUACCGAAGUCAGAGGUUCUUGCCCAGUGAGCAGAUGCAGGGUGUCGUGGUCUCUGUGAUCAACCUGGAGCCCAGGACUGGCUUCUCCUCCAACCCCAGGGCCUGGGGCCGCUUUGACAGUGUCAUCACUGGCCCCAAUGGGGCCUGUCUGCCUGCCUUCUGCGAUGACCAGUCCCCUGAUGCUUACUCUGCCUACGUCUUAGCCAGCCUGGCUGGGGAAGAACUGGAAGCAGUGGAGUCUUCUCCUAAAUUCAACCCAAAUGCAAUUGGUGUCCCUCAGCCCUACCUCAACAAGCUCAAGUACCGCCGGACAGACCAUGAGGACCCACAGGUCAAGAAGACAGCUUUCCAGAUCAGCAUGGCCAAGCCAAGGCCCAACUCAGCUGAGGAGAGCAAUGGACCCAUCUAUGCAUUUGAGAACCUCCAGGCAUGCGAGGAAGUACCUCCCAGUGCGCCCCACUUCCGGUUCUACCAGAUUGAGGGGGAUCGAUAUGACUACAACACGGUCCCUUUCAACGAGGAUGACCCCAUGAGCUGGACUGAAGACUACCUGGCAUGGUGGCCCAAGCCAAUGGAGUUCAGGGCCUGCUAUAUCAAGGUGAAGAUCAUGGGGCCACUGGAGGUGAACGUGCGAUCCCGUAACAUGGGGGGCACCCACCGGCAGACAGUAGGAAAGCUGUACGGAAUCCGGGAUGUGAAGAGCACGCGGGACAGGGACCAGCCCAAUGUCUCAGCUGCCUGUUUGGAGUUCAAGUGCAGUGGGAUGCUCUAUGACCAGGACCGUGUAGACCGCACGCUGGUGAAGGUUAUCCCCCAGGGCAGCUGCCAUCGAGUCAGCGUAAACUCCAUGCUGCAUGAGUACCUGGUCAACCACCUACCACUGCCGGUCAACAACGACACCAGUGAGUACACCAUGCUGGCGCCUUUGGACCCACUGGGCCACAACUAUGGCAUCUACACUGUCACUGACCAGGACCCUCGCACGGCCAAGGAGAUCGCACUUGGCCGGUGCUUUGAUGGCACAUCUGAUGGCUCCUCCAGAGUCAUGAAGAGCCAUGUGGGAGUGGCCCUGACCUUUAACUGCAUAGAGAGGCAGGUGGGCCGUCAGAGUGCCUUCCAGUACCUCCAAAGCAUCCCAGCCUGGCCCUCCCCCGCAAGCAGUGUCAGGGGAAGAGCGCCCUCAAGGAGGCAGCGGGCAAGUCAGGGUGGCCAGCGCUGGCGCAGAGGGGUGGCCUCUCUGAGGGUUUCUGGGGUUGCUCAGCAGCCUCUGAGCAACUAAGGCUUGUGGUACUUCCCUUCUCCCCACAGCCAUUGUGAGACUGAUGCCCAAACUGUCACUCGGUUAAUUUAAGCCCAUCUGUUCUGGUGCAACUUGCUCGUUUGUUUCUUCAUUCCCUUACUUACUGUCUUUGUCCCGUGAUACUGAUUGGCAUGGAGCCCCCAGAAUGUCAAAAUGAAGCCUCUUUGCCCUGUUCUUUACAAGAAACACAGGAAAUUGGCCACGGGCAAACUCUGUGGCUUUGAGCAUUCUUCAUUUAGUGCCAUACAUGGAAAUGUCCUUCAUUUUCUUUUUUGCAUGGUUUUGCCCACCUCUACAAUAAUGAUAAUCUGAUGUUGAAGAUCAAAUAACCAAUAUGAAACAUAUUUCUUGGCCUUGCUCCACAGGAUGUAAGCAAGGCCUCCAUCACAGUUCAUACAUAUAAAAGGUGGUAAAAUAUUUUUACUUGAAUUGUAAAUAACAUUUAUUUCUUUGCUGAAUCUGGAACUCUAGUGCACGUUCAGUGUUACACUGUUGAGUAUAGGGUAAUCAUAGUUCCUCUACCAAGUCUGGAAAAAACAUCUGGUAUCCACAACUGCCCUAGGUUGCUAAUUAUAUUAGCGUGUUUCCCUUUAUAUUUGCUUUUGUUCUUUCUAGAAGCCCAGUGUGGCCCAGAACAGAUGUCAAUAAAUGCACAUUUUGUACUUGA
Balaenoptera acutorostrata (minke whale) is the source of this 11255-nucleotide messenger RNA. It is a transcript of the gene CILP, whose product is annotated as cartilage intermediate layer protein. The record is from RefSeq and is a predicted model, not a curated record. Lineage: Eukaryota; Metazoa; Chordata; Mammalia; Artiodactyla; Balaenopteridae. The transcript has 10 exons. Bases 6995 to 10567 code for a protein of 1190 amino acids.